This is a messenger RNA of Ceutorhynchus assimilis (cabbage seed weevil), 1367 nucleotides long. Lineage: Eukaryota; Metazoa; Arthropoda; Insecta; Coleoptera; Curculionidae. The record is from the annotation of a GenBank genome assembly.
UUGAGUGUCAGUGGUUUUGAUUGCCUAAUGUUAAAUGUUACAUAAACAUUUCAAAAUAAUUUAAAAAAUAACCACCUCAACUCCUCGCUCAACUCACAAAGUAAAUUUUCAUAAUUGCUUGAAACUUGAACUUUGUUAAGGAAAUAAAUAUAAAGUAAAGCCCCAAUUCAGUACAUCCAAGGAAAUAUUUGAUAGCCAAAGUUAUUUUGAGUGCUUCGAUUCGACGACAGAUUAUAAUUAAACUGCGUUUUUCAUGCUCGACACAAACACCCAUAAAGUUUAGUAAGCAACAUGUCGUUCCCAACGAAAGAAGAACGGGCCGUGUGUUGGAGCGCAAGGGACAAAUAUUGGGAAUGUUUGGAUAAAGGGGCCGAGUCACAGUGUAAAGAAUUUAGGAAACUUUAUGAACAAAGUUGUACAGCACAAUGGGUGAAACAUUUCGAUAGGAAAAGGAGUUAUUUGGCUUUCAAAGAAAAAAUUGAGAAAGAGGGAAUUCCAUCAAAAAUAAUGAAAAAGUCUGCUGUUUUUGAACCGAGAAGAAUUUAUCAUAAAAUAGUGUCUGUUUUUUAACUCGUGUUAUAGAAAAACAAUGUAAAUAAUGUAAAUAAAAAUUAUUUUUAUUAAUAAAAUAAAAGGAACUUAUUCAUACUAACUAAACAUAAUGAAGAUUUUCAGUGGGGGAUCCCCUUUCUAUACUGGGAAACUCAGUAGUAUCAAUAUGCAAGCUUACUAUAUGUUUUCCAGGUAUCAUAACUAAUCCUAGCAUACGCGGAUCUUCGUUCGAAACUGUAGGAUCAGAAGGCAAAUAUUCUGAGCAAGAUCCUAGAAUAAUAUUAGCGUCACGGUCUGUACACAAAAACACUCCAAUCAAAGUCCUGCCAUCAGUCAUUUUGAUUUUCAGGGUUUUGUUUAGCCACGAGCGAAGUUGUAGGGCUCCCGGUGAAGUCUGCGAUACAAAAAGAUCCCAUUUAUUGUAUCGAAUGAAUUAUGUUUUAGCUUACAUUGAUUGGUUUCGGAGUUGUUGGUACUGAGUAAUGGGUCUCUUGUUCGAAUUCGGAAUUUUCUUCUUCGUCGCUUUCGGGAUUGCUGGCAGAUCCAGAUUCGUUGUCGUGCAUUUCUUUCAAGAGUUUCAAACUCGUUUCUAAUCCAAAACUAACAAAUUAUCUUUAAAAAAAUCUGAAAAAAUCAAAGUUUUUGAUUUAGUGAGGUUAUAGUUAAGGGAUGAAGGAUGUUCAAUGUUUAUCGUUCUAGGCUAUGACAAGAGCUGCUUUCCAGUGCCCAAAUUGUUAGAGUAUCAUGCUCCUGGAGUGUAACGCUCUUGAACUGUUCGACAUAAGCAGCACUGGAACGCUUUCGUCUUAUGGCGA